UUCUUACCCGAGUAAUACACAUGGGAAACACCGUUAAUACUGAGACAUAAAUUACAGAACACACAUUAAGAUAUCAGUGUAAAUGUUUCAUGCAAACAUGUGUUAAAUCCGGGUAUAUGGAAUACUAAAGUCAACGUUAUUUAAACUUGGAUGUACCAGUUAAUACAGACACAGCUGACAGGGUGGGGAGGCUGAUGCGGACAUAGGACAGACAUGUCCAUACCGGACGCAUGGACGGCGGACAGGGUCGACUUUAAUGGCAAGGCCAGGGUCGUAAAACUUGUUACCGGAAUAAAGGACGUUGGGAAUGCUAAGGUGAAAAACUUGUCCAAAUCCAACUCCAGUGCUGCGCAGGUCAGCCAUAAAUCCCGCUCGCAGAAGGUGCUCCAACUGAAGGCCAAACACUUCUCCGACAAGCCAGUGAUUCGAACCAACGGCCAGGAUGAAAGGCCGCUCACCACCAAACCACCGAUUUUUCCAGGGGCGUGCUUCAUGCCGUCAGAAAACCCGACAGCGACUUUGCUGACCCAGAUGAAUGUUGGUACGAACAGACUGACGGACAGCCAAACAGAUUAUCUUGAAUCUGUCCAAACCAAAUCCACGCCAAGGCAGGAAAGAGGAGUUUCGAUGGUAGAUAUAGGCUGUGGAGGGUUUUUCAACGCUGUAGUUCCAAACGACAUUAUCAUGACGAAGCGCGCAUUCCUCAACGAGUCACAGGUUCGUGAACGAAAGCAGACAGCAUUGCGUAAAUCUCAAUCCAUGGCGGUGCGUUCGGCCGCUAAUGUUGAGCCGAGUGCCAAGCGGGUCAACAGUUCAACCAUCGCUGUGGCACCAGCACCAGACAACAAGUCCCUUUGUUACCAUGAGUCAUUCAAACGCGGCGGAGAUUUACUGCCAGUGUACGACAAGAGCGAGUUAGACGCUUGUAAUGAUCAAAUCGAUCUGUUGUUACCGGGAUUUGUAAGUGAGUCGCCUCCUAGGAUAUCUAGUCAGUCAGGAGCAGUUCUUAAUUUGCGGACUCCGAAUUGCUGCAGUUGUUGUAGUAUGUGUGAUAGCCCUGGCGAUUUCCGUUUUACGAUCCCAGGGACAACGCCCACUUUAAACCGGAAGUCAACACGAACUGGAAGUAACAACGGGGUAUUGAAUGCACCGCAUCAACAGUGCGAGUGUAAGCAGUGCCACGGUGAAAAUUCUAUGCCACCUAAUAGGUUGGUGCAAUAUCGCCAUGGCGACGUUAUAAAAACUUUUGAUUGGCUCACAGCAGACUCACAGGAAACUGCACUAUGAUUUGUUGAGAGUAAUUGUGUUUAUUGAUAUCAUUUGUCUGUGUUGUGUUUGUGCAAUACUCACGUUAUGUGUUUUUAAUACAGGUAAACUAAAUGUCACUCAAAAUGAAAUGAGCUUGCAUCUGGUAGACGCAAACGAAUAUUUCUUGCAUUCUAGACCGAGAUAUCCGCUUUUUCGGCAUAAUGGAAAAUCUUAUCCGACCCACGAGUCUGGAUCGCUUACACGCGAAGACUGGCGGGGGAAUUACAGUGAUCUUUCUUGGUCUAGCAAUUGUUCGUGACGUUUUGGGGUCAGUCGGGUUCAUUGACGUCAUUAACAAUUGCCUUCGAGCUUCAUUUAG
Mizuhopecten yessoensis (Yesso scallop) is the source of this 1627-nucleotide messenger RNA. RefSeq lists its product as uncharacterized. The transcript has 4 exons. The coding region runs from base 214 to 1287 and encodes 357 amino acids. The record is from RefSeq and is a predicted model, not a curated record. NCBI's taxonomy places the organism in Eukaryota, Metazoa, Mollusca, Bivalvia, Pectinida, Pectinidae.